Molecule: messenger RNA, 1560 nt
Organism: Alternaria incomplexa
Lineage: Eukaryota; Fungi; Ascomycota; Dothideomycetes; Pleosporales; Pleosporaceae
Exons: 4
Coding region: 1-1560 (519 amino acids)
Biological process (GO): ammonium transmembrane transport
Cellular component (GO): plasma membrane
Molecular function (GO): ammonium channel activity
Source: RefSeq, a predicted model, not a curated record
AUGUCGUACUCGUGGGUCGGCCCUCCGGCACAGUUCAAUGGCACCGAUGAUAUCACUGGUGGUGACUCUGUCACCGAGAACUUGAACCAAUGGUUCUCUGCAGGUGACCAGGCCUACAUCCUCGUGGCUUCGGCCAUGGUGAUGAUCAUGGUUCCUGGUCUCGCAUUCCUCUACUCCGGUCUUGCUCGCAGAAAGUCCGCCCUCUCCCUCAUCUGGGCCUGCAUGUUCUCCGCCUCCGUCAUUACCUUCCAAUGGUACUUCUGGGGAUACUCGCUCGCUUUCGGACCCUCAACGAACGGUUUCAUCGGAAACCUCGACAAGUUCGGUCUCAAGGGCGUUCUGGCUCAUCCCAGCCCCGGUAGUCCUUUGAUCCCAGAGUUGCUGUACUCCUUCUACCAGAUGCAAUUUUGCGCUGUCACUGCUGCCAUCGUCGUCGGUUGCGUUGCUGAGCGCGGUCGCUUAAUCCCCAUGAUGGUCUUCAUCUGGCUCUGGGCCACGAUCGUAUACUGCCCCGUCGCAUACUGGGCCUGGAACGCAAACGGCUGGUUCUUCGCAUGGGGUGGACUUGACUACGCUGGUGGUGGUCCCGUCGAGAUUGUCUCCGGUUGCACAGCUCUCGCCUACUCCAUGAUCCUCGGACGUCGCCAGGAGAAGAUGAUGCUCAACUUCCGCCCUCACAACGUCUCCUUGAUCACCCUCGGAACCGUCUUCCUGUGGUUCGGCUGGUUGGGCUUCAACGGUGGUUCCGCUUUCGGCGCCAACCUCCGUGCUGUCAUGGCAUGCUGGAACAGCAACCUUACCGCCAUGUUCGCCGCCAUGACUUGGGUUCUCCUCGAUUGGCGCCUUGCUCGCAAGUGGUCCAUGGUCGGAUGGUGCUCAGGUGUCAUCUCCGGACUUGUCGCUGCUACUCCCGCUUCUGGUUUCUUGCCUCCAUGGGCCAGCGUCAUCCUCGGUAUUACCACCGGUAUUGUUGCUAACUUUGCCACCAAGAUCAAGUUCUGGAUCAAGAUCGACGAUUCUCUCGAUGUGUUCGCUGAGCACGGCGUCGCUGGAAUGUGGGGUCUUUUCUUCAACGGAAUCUUCGGUGCCGACUACAUCAUCGGACUCGACGGAGUCAACAACGGCCUUACCGCUGGUGCCAUCACCGGCGAGCCCGCCGCGAUCUACAAGCAAAUCGCCUACAUCGUCGCCGUAACCGCCUACUCCUUCGUCGUCAGCGCCAUCCUCGCCUUCGUCAUCGACAAGAUCCCCGGCCUCAAGCUGCGCGCAUCUGAAGAAGCCGAGCUCCUCGGUAUGGACGACGACCAGCUCGGCGAGUUCGCCUACGACUACGUCGAGGUCCGCCGUGACUACCUCGCAUGGACUCCUGCUAAGGGCGAGCCCAUCGACGGCGAGCACUCUGUACCCCAAGGCGAGCGCCACGGCAUCCCCCAGCACAGCCAGAUGCUCGAGGGCAAGGCACCAUCGGAACACAGCUCAGGCCACGAGCACACGGGCAUUGCGGGCGACAGGCACGCGAUGGCCAUGGGCUCCGAGCACGAGAAGCAUGUUCAAACCUAA